Molecule: messenger RNA, 4310 nt
Organism: Esox lucius (northern pike)
Lineage: Eukaryota; Metazoa; Chordata; Actinopteri; Esociformes; Esocidae
Gene: hps3
Product: HPS3 biogenesis of lysosomal organelles complex 2 subunit 1
Exons: 19
Coding region: 336-3587 (1083 amino acids)
Biological process (GO): organelle organization
Cellular component (GO): cytoplasm
Source: RefSeq, a predicted model, not a curated record
AGUUCAGUUGGAUGGGAUCUGGCAACCAAAUCGAAAGAAGAUUUCCGUGUAUACAUGACAGUUUCGAUGGAAUGGCAAAGGGAGUAAACUACCAGACUGGAGAGAAAAAAACAUUUUCAAGUUGAACGAAUCCUUCCAAGGGAGGGCGGUGCAUGUGAUAUUGAUCACGUUAUCUACCGGUAGCUGUCUAGGAUUGGUCUAGCGCGUUAACCAAGAUGAUUACUAGAGACAUUGAAAACAAACCCACCCUGCACUGUAUUAUCUGGAUAGAGUCAAUGUAGCUAUAUUGGUUCACAAGUAGUUUCUCGACGUAACGUACUAGAGAAAAAGUGAGGAUGGUUCAUGUAUACAACUGUCACCCCUUCGCGUCCCAGCAAAUUGUGCCAACCGAGCAGGAACCUGGUUUGGUUUGUUGUGGAGGGGGUGCCUUGUUUGUUGUGUCCGCGGGAGGAUGCAAGAUCGAGGCUUUUCUACUGGAAGAGGAGGGGUGUCCUCUUAUCUGUCGCUUCGCAACCAUGGGGACUGUGCAGCGAAUCCUACACAGCGAGAUAGGGGACUACCUGGUAACCAUUGAGGAGAAGAACAACGCCACCUACCUCCGUGCCUACACAAAUUGGCGCUACCAGGCCGCAGAAAAGACCCGCGUGGGUGUGCGUCUGCUUGGCCACUUCUUGCGUGGCUCAUCCCUACACGGGGCUCCCAAGGAACAGAUGGAGAUCAUUGAGAUUCCACUGUUUGAGCGUCCACUGUGUGUGGCGUGCUGCGGGGUGACAGGGGACCUGCUGGUGGGGUGUCCUAAAAGCCUGGUGUUGUUCAGUCUCAAGAGACAGGCCCUCAGCGACAAGCUCUCUAUCCUUGACUUUGAGCGUUGUCUGAUCCUCCACCUCACGGGACUGUCACCUCAUCAGGUGGCGAUCUGUUCAGGGUACAUUGCCCUGCAAGCAGAGCUGGAGGUGUUGGUGGUCAAACUGGAGAGACUUCCUGGUUCUGCCUUUACUCAGAAGUCAGCUGACAAUAAACCCCAGGACCACUCCCUGGUUCCCAAGGACAUGAUCACUGGUGCAGAACAUGACACUGACACAGAGUUGAGGAGAGAGGGUCUGGCUGGUAACCAAGACCUGGAUGACUUCUUCAUAUUCCCUAAGCACCAGGAGCUACUGGGGGAAAUGGCCAAGGACUGUGGGGUCAAGGUUUCUUUGGAAUGGACAGGCAUGGAGAGCGAAUCCAGGGACAAUCUCGCAAUCACCUAUAUCUUAUAUAGGCGUUUUGCUCCAGACUUCUUCCAGGGUUGCAGUGUGGAGGACACCCACCUGCACUCCCUGCAGCUUCACCCCAUGUUUACUAGUAACCAAGACUUCUGCGCAGACGGUAGUAGAGGUGUGGAGCCGACGUGUGUCUUCUGUUUUUUUUCGCUGCCCAGCACAGGCUAUGUGUACAGCGUGAGGGGAGGGGUGGAGAUGGUCUCAGCCUAUCAGUAUCCAGAGAAAGCCCAGCAGGCGGUCCUCACUGACCUCUUCCUUCAUAUCAUCACCAAGAAUGCUCUCCAGUGCUUCUCAGUUAGGUGUGCUGCAGUGGCAGCUAGAGCUGAGGACCCUUACAUCGACACGACCAUGAAGGCUUGUCCUCCCAUCACCAUGGAGGUGUGCGCUCUGCGUAUCCAGCUCUUCAUUGGUCUAAAGGCUCUUUGUCACAAUCGCCACCACAUUGUCCUGCUGACUGCCGCAGACGUGGAGACCAAGGAGGACACGGAGAAGGCCACGCGCAGGAACACAGAAUGCAAAGAUCACAAAACCCUUACAGGGAUUUUGCUAGCGGUAGGUAUAGAACCCUCCAGCAAUCCCGGUUUGGAGAGUUUCCUGGCUCGCUCCUUCCUGAACAGAAAGUCAUCCUUCGCCAAGCACCGGGAUCCCAGUGAGAUGGGUCAUGGCUGGAACCUGUAUGUGGUCAACACCGUCCCACCACUCCAACUCUACAAUGAGAUGGUGGAGUACAGUAAGAAGUAUGAGGAGACCAACCCUCUGUCUCAGAGCUGUCUGCACCUGCUCAGCGAGGCCCACCUCCUCCUGAGAGCCACUCUCCUGGCCCCUCGGAUGAGAAACCCUGUAGGGCAGUGUCAGAGCAGUAAUCAGAACCUAUCCCUUUCCCUGGGGUAUAAUGCAACUGACACAACAGGCAGCAGCACUGACAGAACCCCAGACCGACAGGAGCUGCAGCUGGCCUUCCAGGAGAGCUGUGCCCAGUUAGGAGACUGCUUCAGUAGGUUUGACAAGCGUGACUGCCACCUGGCCCUGCCCUACUACAAGAUGUCAGGUCUGUCCGUGACAGAGGUGAUCUCCAGGAACAGGUGUCUUUCCGUCAGCCCCUGUGGCUAUGGAAAGGGCUUCCUCUUCUUUCUCAAACACUCCCUGUACGAUGAGACCAUGGAGGAGCUGACAGAGGAGACGGCCAACGAGGUUCUGGAUAUCUUCGGUGCGGCUGAGCCGUCCCAGCUUCCUCAUGUCAUAGCCAGCCCCUCGAUGGUUAGGGCCAGCCCUGGCAGCGGUCUGGCUCACCUGGAGAGCCUGGAGUCCAUCACAGGCCCCGCUGUACCCCUCACUCUCUCCAAGGCUGCUCUGGCUCUCCGCAUGGGAGACCUGCAGCUCUAUAGACAACACAUGGACAGGCACGCAGAGAUGCUGCAGGUGUAUGGCUUCAUCGAGGAGCCCAAGCUGUUGCUCCACGGCAGAGGGCAUGCGGUGGUGCCCACCCCCUUGGCACGCCACCUCAUGGAGAGCCAGGAUGGCCUGCUGGUGGCGGCUUUGGUGGCGCUCCAUGAGAACAACAAGGUCAAACUGGAUGAGGCCGACCUAUUCUUCCAGGACCUGUGUGGGAAGGUGUCAGGGCUCCAGGGAGGCCCUCAGCUGCUGGUGGACUUCUGGGAAGCCCUGCUGAUGGCAUCGUCACAGGAAGCUGUCAUCCAGGAACUGCUGUUUCGUCUCACCUCUGUCUACAUUGACCGCGUUGCAUGCCGAGACAGUAAUGGCAUCAAACCACUGAAGACUGCCGACGACCUGAUAAACUCCUGCUCUCACUUUGGCGUCAUUUAUCCCUGGGUGAGUAUACUCACUCCAGCUCACUUUAACAUCGUUCAUGAUCACCAAGAAGACCUCCAGAAAUUACAGUCCCUGCUUUGUGGUCCCACACUGGAUGUGUCAUCAAUUCUGCCCCUGCUGGAGCAGCUACCUGACGAAGAUAAUGCAGGGCUCAGUCUGCACGUGCUCUGUGCCACCAAGCUGGGCCACCAUGACAGCUCCAUCGAGAGGCUCCUAGACUGCUGUCCUGAGGCCAUCAUUCCCUACGCUAACCAUGAGCUGCAAGUCAACAAAAGGGCUCUGUGGUGGCAGAAGCUGUUACCUGAGCUGUGUGAGAGAACCAGAGCAGCAGGGGAAGAGAACACUAUCUUACUGUCUGCACUCAAAGAAACACUGGUGGUGGUUGCCAUGGAGCUGAACCCUUUGGAGUUCUUGGACCUUUUGCCUGAAGACGGAACAGCAGAAUUCUUCCUGCCUCACCUGCUGGAUUGCAGCAAGAGAAACCUCAUGACAUGAGCAGAUGAAGACAGGCCGCAGAAUUGGUAGAAUGGACAUGCAGUAGCUCCAAAAAAAGUUUGAUUGGCCACUCAAAUGAUACGUCAGCUUAGUUGAAUUUGACAGAGAUACAAGAGUAGAACACAAGUGUCUACAAACAUUACAAAUGUUAGUUUGAUUAAAAUGUAAAUGUUUAAACAUUCCAUUCUCUGCUGGGGUCAAGUAAAGGGCCUGCUCCAGUCUAUUACUGUGCAAAACUGGAGUACACCUCUAUUUUUCAAUAUUGGCCACCAUUUAAUUCAAAAUUUUAGUCGAAUGAAAUUAUAAUAAUAGACAUGAACUGAGUGGUUUAAAUGUUCCAUUUAUCCUGCCAUAUGUCAGGUACCAUUCGAAUGUGCAUUUGUAUACUGCUAAUGGUAGUUCGCAAGAAAUAUUGGCCAGCUUGAAACUUUUUAAAGUCGAGUGAACAUUAUGGAAGUGAAUGUACAAUGUAAUUGUACAGUGAUUUGUUGGACCAAUCAAUCAAUGACAUUUAUUUAUAAACCGGUUUUUACAUCAGCAGUUGUUACAAAGUGCUUUUACAAAACACCCAACCUGAAACCCCAAGGAGCAAACAACAACAGUAUUGAAUUUCAGUGGCUAGGAAAAACUCCCUAAAAAGGGAGUUUUUGUCCAUCAGAAGUUUGUCCAUCAGAAGUUUGUUCAAGGCACAUGUUGAAUAAAAAUGUACUUCAUUUUGAAAAA